AUCACAGGUCACAGGGAAUCUAUUCCGUCUAAUCCGAGGCCCCGAGUGUUGGGCCCGCCAUAUUAUGAGUAGAAUAGAGUACAUCUACCAAUUCAUCAAAAGGGGACAAGAACCAGGUUACAUAACACUAUCACGCCCAGUAUUGGAUAAAGCAAACUAGAGGACGAGAAUGGAAAUAGAUGAAAUAGACUUGAUCAAAACCACUAGUUGAAAUAAAGUGCACCCCUAAACUAGGACAUAAAUGUUGAGAUCAGAGCUUUCGUACACGUUGUUAAGGACCUGAUUUCAGCUACUCUGAGUACCAAUAAACCCCCACUAGCUCUCUACCCAGUUUCUUGAUCAGCCUCCUUAGCCAAACCGUGCUCCCGCAGUAAGGCAUCGAUCUCGUCAGCACCCCAGAGGUGGUGAUAUAUCUGUCCUUCUUUGGUCUUCCCUACAGUCGCAAAUUCAACUAAUUGUAGAAGUAACAGAAGUUAGCAUUAAAGGACAAAAGAAAAAGAACGCAAUGAAAAGAAAAUAACAGGCUACAGGACACGAAAUGGUGAAUCUAUGGAGGUUCAAACUCACUCUUCUCGCUGCUCAGCUUCGUCGAGUCCAUCGUCUUGCUCAACACCUUUACAGCCAUACCACAAGCUUCCUUCAAAUCGCAAUCUUCCCUAUAGUCCUGCUUCAAUAGACUCUGAGCGCUGGCGUUAUUUGCACCCACACUCGUCGCCUUCCACCCACCGUAGUUUCCACUGGGGUUACUCUGGUACAGCUGGAACUGCCGGAGGGGAUCAUAUCCAGCGUAUACGAACGAAACGCCAAACGGCCGUAGACCACCGUGCUGCGUAUAGCCUUGUUUCAGAUCGCAGAGACGACGAACCAGUUGUUCACAAGGGAUCUCUUCGUUAUAUGUGAGGAGGUAACGUUGGGCGGCUUGGCGGGCAUAGUUGAUGAGGAUGUUGGCGUCUGCUGUCAUUCCAGCCACUGCGCAUAUCAUGUUACUGCCAAAUAGUAUAUAGAGCUUCUCCGCAGACGUGUCCUGUUCAAGUAGCUUGCUUGUCACCUUCCUCUCUGCGGCCAGAACGAUUCCAUCCUGUGCUAGUAUUCCAAGGGCUGUUCCAGCAUGCGAAAUGGCUUCUAGAGCGUAUUCGACCUGGUAAAGUCGGCCUUCUGGCGAGAAGAUCGUGGUCUACAAGACGAGGAAGCGAGUUAGGUUAGUUAUCGGCCGCUCAUACAAGAGUGACAGAGCACAUACCCGGGAAUCAUAUCUUCUGGACAUCUUGCUGGAUUCUAAGGGAGUAUAAUUUAGUCCAAGUUUAACACUGCGUGGUCAGCCGUGGGGGAAGCUGUUUGUUGCAAAUCGAGAUGAUGGAUGAAGCUCGACGUUGCUGCGUUGGUGAGCUUCCGCCAGGCAAACUCGCUUCGCGCGUCCUGCUGAAGCUUGGACCAAUUGUAGCCAAUCCAUAUUUAUCGAUCAUUUUCCCAACUCGCCCCAACAAUCACAACCACACACACAUAUCCACCGAUGGAAUAAGUGCGCAGCACCCGUACAUAUAACGAAUCUUAUGACAUAAGGCCGAGAUGUUUUGAGUAAAUCGAUUAAUAUGCUCAAAUCUACCUAUUCCGCUUUAAAUCCACUCCCUCCUGGAUGGACUGAGCACAAAGCUCCAUCAGGUCACCUCUAUUACUACAAUGCCCAAACAAACCAGUCGACAUAUAAGAGACCUUCUGCGCUUCCCUCACACUCACAGCCAACCGGAGCACCAACCCAACCUCCAUAUGGCUACCCACCGGCCUUUGCCGGCGCCCCGACACUAGCCUUGGCGCAUCAGUCGCACUACGGACCCCUACCAUUUAAUAUAGCUGAUAGCUUCAAUAAAUUUCGUAGGGAUAGUGCCGAGCAAAGGCGGCGUCAUGAUAGAAGACCCCGCCGCCCAGAGGACAGGCCAAAAUCCAAGCACUCGAUCCCCGGAUGUGCCCCGUGGGUCCUCGUCAAAACAAAAUUAGGCCGCCGAUUUGUUCAUAAUCCGGAUACUAACGAGAGCUUCUGGAAAUUCCCGCCAGAUAUAUUGAAAGGGGUUGUCGAGUAUGACCGUCUCGAAAGAGAAAGAAAAGCGCGGAGAGAGCUUGGUGAGUUAAGUGGAGACGAGCAACCGGAAGCGAGGGAGCCUGGAACAUUGUCACAGGAACACGAGCGAUCAGUAUCCACCAGUCGGAAUGAACCUAGCCAGGAAGAGGACAGCGAUGAAUAUGAAGAGGUUGAGGUAACAGAUGACGAAGGACAAGAGGGGAAUAUACCAUCUAAAAGGGCAAGAACCGAUGAGGAAGCCGGUGAAACUGAACACAUCGAGUUUAAUGAAGACGAUAUUGAAUACCAGCUAGCAGCCAUGGGUGAGGAGUACGGUUUGGACCCUGGAGAAUAUGGAGAACCAGGAGAGGAAGGGUGGGAAGAAGGCGCAGAGGGUCUUCCACUUACGGAAGGGGACUCCGUGGCAUUAUUCCGCGACUUGCUUGAUGAUUUCCGGAUAAACCCUUACACGCCAUGGGAUAGAUUAAUCGAGGAGGGUAAAAUCAUUGACGACGCCAGGUACACGAUACUGCCCAACAUGAAAUCACGCCGGGAGGCCUGGUCGGACUGGAGCCGCGAUCGGAUACAAGAGCUGAAAGAGCUCAGGGAGAAGGAGGAAAAGAAAGAUCCCCGAAUCCGCUACCUUGCGUUCCUACAAGAAUAUGCUACGCCAAAAUUAUACUGGCCGGAGUUCAAGCGUAAAUAUAGAAAGGAGGCAGAAAUGAAGGAUAGCAAACUAUCUGACAAAGACCGGGAAAAGCUUUACCGCGAUUAUAUACCACGCCUCAAAUUGCCUGAAAGUACCCGAAAAUCAGACCUUUCCGCGCUUCUCAAGUCCACACCACUCCACGCUCUGAACAGGUCGUCAACACCAGAUGCGCUCCCCACAAGUAUCCUCACAGAUCUACGGUACAUAUCAUUGCCACCCAAAGUUCGCGACCCCCUAAUUGAGGCAUAUAUAUCAACCCUUGCCCCGGCCCCAGAACCAGACAGUAUUUCUGCUGAGGAGCAAAUGGAACGCGAUAGACGACGAGCUGAGCGAGAGAAACGAGAAAAGGCACUGGCUGAACGGGAGUUGCGGGUGCAGGAGCAGAAGCGAAAACAACAGGGCGCGAUGAUGCAUGGAAGGGAUAUGUUACGGCAAGGAGCUGCGGAGCGGGAAAUGGCGAUGAGAGUUGGUAAGGAGGGGCUGAAAAGUCAUAUGGAGGCGGAGAUGGAGGCUCGAGAUGCCUAGGAGGCUACGAACGGGUAGACAACAUGCGUAUGUAGAUACUAUAUUACGUUUUGGUUGAAAGAUCCCAAUUGAAUAAGCACUUGUUUUAUUUGAAACCAACAACCCCUCUCAAACACACUGAAUGUAACUCGUCCAAAAUUGGUAUCAUGAGCGUAUAGCACAAAUAUUAAAAUUUUUAUCAUAUAAAACCUCACAUACAAUGUGUCAUCAUCUCCCGUGCGGCCUAUCUGAAUCUCCAAUUGUCCCAUCCCUCAUCCUCAUCCUCAUCCUCAU
This is a messenger RNA of Blastomyces dermatitidis ER-3, 3560 nucleotides long. Its product is annotated as FF domain-containing protein. Gene Ontology annotation, cellular component: nucleus. Bases 1590 to 3287 code for a protein of 565 amino acids. NCBI's taxonomy places the organism in Eukaryota, Fungi, Ascomycota, Eurotiomycetes, Onygenales, Ajellomycetaceae. Gene Ontology annotation, molecular function: RNA polymerase binding; transcription coregulator activity. The record is from RefSeq and is a predicted model, not a curated record. The transcript is spliced from 3 exons.